ACAUUUUCUCAUAUGUCAUGUCAGCAAUACUGCAAGGCUGCCGUUUUGCUGCGCAUUGUACCACUUCUUCAAUAAAAACAGCAAGAAAAUUCUAUACAUUUAAGAAAAUGACUGACAAAACGGUAGAUUUUACCACUACGAAUGGGUUGGAGAGCAAAACUCCGUUCCUGAUCGGCGUCGCAGGAGGCACAGCCAGUGGCAAGUCAACAGUAUGCCAACGCAUAGUAGAAAAGCUCGGGCAGCAACACAAGGAACAAACAGAGAGGCGUGUGGUCUGCAUCAGCCAGGACUCAUUCUACCGAGAGCUCACACCCUCGGAGAGGCUCCGUGCCGAGCGGGGGCAGUUCAACUUCGACCACCCUGACGCCUUCGAUGACAAGAAGUUGCUGGCGACACUGAAGGAUAUACUGCAGGGGAAGAAAGUCGAAGUGCCUAUAUAUAAUUACAUCACUAAUUCAAUUAGCAACCGCACGCACACAAUCUACCCUGCUGACGUGGUGCUCAUCGAGGGGAUCCUGGUGUUCUACUUCCCCGAGGUCCGAGAACGGUUCCACAUGAAGCUCUUUGUUGAUACUGACUCUGACACCAGGUUGGCGAGGAGAGUGCCGCGGGACAUCAUGGAGCGAGGCCGAGACCUGGAGCAGGUGUUAAACCAGUACAUGAACUUCGUGAAGCCCGCCUUCGAGGAGUUCUGUUUGCCGACCAAGAAAUUCGCUGAUGUCAUUAUUCCCAGAGGCGCUGACAAUAUCGUGGCUAUUGACUUGAUAGUGCACCACAUAUGGGACAUUAUGUAUAAGAAGCGGUCGCCGCCCCGCCUGAACGGGUGCAAACACGAAGAGGAGACCGGGGCGAGAAGGAUGUCCGGCAGCUCGGAGGACACGCUGAGUCGAUAGGGGGAGGGUGGGGACUUUUGAGAUGCACUAGGGUGAAAGGAGACUGAAUGACAGUUACAUACAAAGUUGCAUAUGUUAAGUUACCGAUGGCGUGAAACGAAUAAGUGAGUGAAGUUAUCUAUGAAUAAAAAAUAUCAAAGCAUCUCUCACAUAACAAAGGUUCAUUGAUUGUGUAAGAGUGCAUCCAACACAAAGACUUUAUAUAAGCCCACAAAGUCGCACAUACUAGCCCUAUGCUGCAUCUCGAAAGUCGCGUAGUUUAGCACAUUCACUGUGCCCCCAACGCACAUAUGCGUUCACCGUCAUACAAGUUUGUUCCUACGCCACGCCCCCUGGCAGUGAAUGCGUUAAACCUAUUUUAGGUACAUAUAUUGUUCUAUGUAAUAAGAGUACGUGCGAUUUUUCAAAUUACAUAAUUUUUGACGAAAAAUAAUUAGUUAUGUACCAACGUACUUUUAUGUUUAACUAUGUCCCGAAGAUAUCUCAGUAGGUUAGGUAUAUGGAUAUUGGAUAUCUUUAAAAAAAAUGCAAAAGAUCAUAUAUAAAUGAAAUAAAGGGCAUGUAGCAGGAAGCAUACACACGCAAUGUGCAAUAUUGUAUUUAUUAAAUAUUUAAAUUUAUCUCAAUCAUUUCACUUAACCAAAUAUUUAGAAAAUAAUUAUGUUUUUUGAAAAAUCACAAGUACGCAAGCGUCCCAGUAAUAUAUUAGGUCCUUACCUAUGAAAUUGGCGUUUUUGUUCAUAGAUAUAAGUCUGAUCCUAGUUUUUUUUUUUUUACAAAAGUACAUACACAAUUACAAUAAAACUACAGUGCACUCAAUAAACAACGAUUUUACAUACAAUUAAUUGUUAUUUUUUAUUGUUAAGUGUUCAGAAUUAAGCCUUGAAAAUAGGUCUUUUCAUGUGCUGUCGGUUCGAGUAUUAAAAUUACUUAUAUUUUUCUAAUGGUACCAAUUUUCAAGAAAUGGAGAUAUUGAAAACAUACCUUAAAGGUGUCAAAAAUUACUGGAAAAAAUUUGUUUGGUUUGAAUUAGCCAUCAAAAAAAUAUCCGCAAAAUUAAUUGUAUGGAAAUUCGUGUUUCGUUGAAAUUCUCCGAACAAAACGCCAAUUUCAUAGGUAAUGACCUAAUACCUGUAUUUGUACUACCUUAUUUACUUAAUCGUAAGUUACAUCAUGUAGGCCCUUAUUUGAUGAAAUAUUAUUAUAUGUGCAAUUUUUACAACCAACAUUAGCUAUCAAUUCGGUGAAAUAAUUUUGUAGUACAUAUGUACAUGAUGAUUUUUUUUACAAACACUCAUGGUUUUUAUUUGUAUAAGCAAUGUAUUUUUUAUACAAAAUUCCCAGCUAAGACUGCACACUAGGCGCCGCUUUUAUUUGACUUUUAGGUUAUUUUUUAGUUGUAAAUCUCCUUGCAUUUCUUGAGGAAAGCAUUGUGCAUGUCCCGGUAUUUUAUUUUUAGGCUUGCCUGCCUCGUAUUAAACUAAUUAAGCCAUUCUACUUUUCGUUGACGAUAAGAUAUUACUUACGUUUGCUUUCCAGCUUUAAAAAUAAUGUUCUUUUUGAACAAUUAAUUAUUUUCAAUGAUUAAUGUACUAUUUUGAAACACAAAUUGUAUAUACUAGUUAAAAAUAUAUAUUUCUUGCGCAAUAGUGUGACAAACGAAAAGUAGAAUGACGUGUUUACCUCCUAUACCUAUACGUCUACCAUCAGUUUUGACAUUGACAUAUACUCUCACGUUUCCGUAACUUACUUUCUAUGCAUCUCGCUCGUACUCGCAUAUUAGUGCAAGCGAGAUGUACAGAAAGUAAAUUACGUAGACGUGAGCGUUAUGUCAAUGUAAAAACUGGUGGUAGACGUACUACUAUACACAUUCAAUGGGCCCCUGUUACGUGACUAUGGUAAUGUACUGUUAAAAUGAGUUGGAUCGUGGGGCCUACGAGUUGACCGAUAAUAUUGUAUGGUUGAUACAGUCAGUGAGUCAGUUAACCAAGUAUUAAAUACAUUGAACUUAAUACUUGGUUAACAUUUAUACUUUUAAAAGGCAUCGACUUUUUGAACAUAUUUGUGCAAUACGAGUAUAAAGAUGAAAUAAAACAAACGCAAUAUAUUUUAUGUACCAAAAUAAUUACGUGCAAUAAUAAUUAAUAAUACAUAAUGAUGGGUUUAAAGAAGUUCUGCAUAUUUGAGGAUUUUUGUUUCGUUGCAUAAUUCCACAAUUGAACAAAUGCUACCUAUUAGCCGGUAUUACCUACCUAUGCUAGAGCGAGCAUACGCGCAAGGCAAUUUCCUCGCGCACAAAACGGCCAGUGUAGAUGUGCCUCUCGCGCGCCGCCUCGGACGAGUGAAUCCGGCUAUUGACUGUUAUUUGUUAUACAAACCUAUAACCUCACUAUAUGACUCAGUUCAGCGGUACUGCACCUAAGACCAUUUUCAAUGUUUUCAUAUUGUCCGAUCCGAUAGCUGCUUGAAAAUGCACUAUGGCAUCAAGUCCUUUAAUUAUUCCAUUAACGCUUUGUUUAGGAUAACAAACAAAUAUUACAUAAAAAAUGCCUUUUUUGCUUCUCCGUCAUCCGAUAUCGGAUCGGAUAAUGUUAAAAUGCUAAAUUAAUAUGAUUUCGCGGUUAUUGCAUGAUUGACACAUUGAAAAAUCCCAUUUGACUGCAAUAACGCAAGUCUACUGUAGUUUAGUUAUGUGUACUGCUAGAUAGUCCCGGUGACAAUGUAAUUGCGUAACUAGUGUAGAACACCACAGAAUCGGGCCGAUAUUACAACUACAUAUUUGUAGUUUUUAGGCCGUUUAGGCCAACAAAUGUUUAUGCCCCAAUAUGUAAUCCGUACUCUAAUGUUAAGGUGUUGAUUUGUGUAUUAGUUAUGUGUAUUUUAAGGCUGAUUUUAAUUUAGUAUUAGUAACCUUUCCUUAAAGUUUGAUACAAGUUAUGCCACACACACACACACACACACACAAAACCAUGGACUGAAUACCGGCAUUAUUUUUAUGAUAUUAAAUACCACAGUGAAACACCAUCCUCUUUUGGUAUUUGUUAAUGUUUAAGGUUAAAACGUUUUAUUUCUCUUAAAUACCUUUCCUAAAUGCCAUUAUGGAAUAUAAAAAACUAGCGAAUAUCAAGUAACAUUUUUAUACUAAUUUAUACUGGUAAAGGUCCUUCCAGAAAAUCUUGUUCAAUAUUGUGCACAAAUUGUUUCAUUUAUAUAAUUACUACUGCCAAACGAAUAGCAUUUCAUUUUUUGCUGUGUAUACUUUUUUCAAUCUUCUCUGCAUUUGUAUUGUUUAUUUAGAUUUUAUUUGUUCUUACAUAUAUGUAACCACUUAAAAAUAGGUUGUGGUGUAAAGUACAGAUCAGUUAAUUCUGGUGCAUUCAUUUCAAAUCGCACAACUUUAAAUUUAUAUCUUAACUUUGCCCAGUUACCACUACCAGCCACAAGUAUGUUUUGCUAUUGUCAUAUAAAUAACCUAACAUUUAUACGACAGAUGUUUUCUGAAAUAAUAAUUAAUAUCUGGGAGACCGAGCUUUGCUCGGAAAACAUAUAAAAACUCAAAAAUGCGCGUUUUCCCAGAGAUAAGACCUAGCUAGGUCGAUUUAUCGCCCCCGAAAACCCCCAUAUAGCAAAUACCAUCGAAAUCGUUUACAGGUAUUAGAUAGAUUAUAUAUUUUACAUAUAAAUAAACAGAUAUACAACAACCUAUAAAUUGAUAUAAAUAAAAGAGUUAAGCAUAUAAACUGUCGAUAAGAUCAUGGUUGUCCUUAAAAGUGCGAGAUUACGAAGUAAUAAAGGCGAAUUGGUUUGUUUACCUACAUUAUUCGCAAUUUCUAUUGAACUCAACUUUACAUAUUACCUAUAUUAAAUUGAUGUGUCGUCCCCAAUUGUCGCCUAGGUUUUAUAUGCCAUAACGUUUUGUGACAUAGCAUUAGUUACUUAAAUGUGAUUGCAUUGCAGAAUUUGAAGACCUUACUGAGAAAGUACUUUUAGAAACUUGUCACCAAAUCUUUACAAAAUAGAAUAUUAAAUAGAUACCUACAGCAAGUUAUUUCAUUCAAGUAGAUCAAACGGGAAAUUAUAUCUCCUUUAAUCCAUAUCUAAAUAUUUACACAAAAUAGGAAUAUUUUCUUGAUAUUUAACCUGAUUUUCGCUCAAAGUAACAUAAUUUUUUCGAAGCUAUUAUAGUUCGUUUUACUAAGAUUUUUGUUAUGAACUACGCAGAUACCAACAUAAUUAAGUUGUUAGAAUGGCCGAGCUCAAACAAACAUUGCACUUACAGGACAACUACUAUAAGUGGUGGGUGGUAUGUACUUCAAUUUAAAUCCAAACAGAUUAUGUUUACUAAUAAAAAAUGAAAGUAAAUCACUGUUGAAAAUUACAAAACUAAUAAUUUUAUACAAUUGCAAUAGUUGGAACAAGCUACAAGAAUAAUAUAAUUGUUGGAAUUUAUUUUAAGGGAUUGGUUGUAUUCUUAGAAAAUAUAGGUUAAGUGUAUGAAGGAUUAUGUUAUUGUCGUAUUUUAAAUACUGUCGCUAAUUAAAGCAUAUUAAACAUGCAUUGGCGUUUUAUCAAUAUAAAUCCUGUGAAUUAUUGUGAUAAUUUGAAAAGGUUAGGGUAUUAAUUUUUACGAAAUAUAUAAAUUAGAAAUAGUCCCAAAUGUCCGGGCGUAAGGCUGCGGCAAGCUACAAAAGAUCUUGUAGACGGUCUUCUGCACAUUGCCACAUCAAUUGUAUAAAUUCGACACUGUAUAUUGUUUAUGAUCUUAAAAGCAAACGGACGAAUAAUUUAUCACAAUUUGCUUUGUUUUUAUUAUUACAUUAUAAGAAAUGUUAGUUUAGUUGGUUUAUGUUAAGAUUAGUUAUAGAAACUUUUGCUAUAAUGAUUUUCGCGUGAUUAGUUUACGCGUUUUUAGUUUAUCACUUUAUAUGUUAUAUUUCCGGGGAUGUGUACGUAUUCAAUUUCAAUGUUUAAUGUAUGAAGUGUUUUCGGGGGUCGACUAUGUGUCUGUGGGUAUCAGGUAUGCCUUAACCUUUCCUAUGCGUUAGUUGUUAAAAAUAGUGAGUUCAAUUCAAACCUCGGUCGCGCCGAAUAUGCGCCGCCUCGCGAGGAAAUUGCCUCGCGAAACCGCUCGGCCUGUGUAGACGUGCCUCGACGGCCUGCCUAAUAGAGAAGCAAAAAUAAUGCUCGACAAAAAUCCUAAAACAUAAUUAAAUAUUCGGUCAGGAUCCUUAUUUUACAAGAGGUUAACUUUAAUCAUCAGCCUAUUAUAUUCCACAAUAGCUCACACUUGGUGGUUUCUAUUUUUAAACUUAUUCGAUUAGGUAAUUUGUAAAUUAGACGUGAAAGUAUAUUUCUCAGUUAAAUGAAUCAGUACACAAAGAUUAACUGCCCAUAUAACCAUUCCAGUCGCAGAAUCACAAAGUGGUAACUAAAUGUCAGAUGUGUCGUAACAGAGUCCACACAAUGUGUCUAGAAUUGUUUCGAAACAAAGUGUCGUCGCCGUGUCUACACUUUUCCGUAACAAGGUGUCGACACAUUUGUGUGCACUUUGCGUGCGGUUUGCGACUAAAUCUGACAGCAAAUGUCAAUAUAAAAUACCUCUUGAAAACCAAGGUUUGUCAAACUACUAUUAGUGUCUCGUGUGCUCGUAAUUCUAGUAAGUCAUCAUGGGCAAUGCAAAUGAUAAUAAUCGACCGAAACCAUAUAAACACCCAACACCCG
Molecule: messenger RNA, 6614 nt
Organism: Cydia splendana
Lineage: Eukaryota; Metazoa; Arthropoda; Insecta; Lepidoptera; Tortricidae
Gene: Uck
Product: uridine-cytidine kinase
Exons: 6
Coding region: 18-893 (291 amino acids)
Cellular component (GO): cytoplasm
Molecular function (GO): ATP binding; ribosylnicotinamide kinase activity
Source: RefSeq, a predicted model, not a curated record